Molecule: messenger RNA, 3328 nt
Organism: Microcebus murinus (gray mouse lemur)
Lineage: Eukaryota; Metazoa; Chordata; Mammalia; Primates; Cheirogaleidae
Source: RefSeq, a predicted model, not a curated record
CCUGCCCAAGGGCUGCAGCCUAAAGCUGGCUGGCUGGAUCCCAGCCUCCUUCCUUCCUCUUGACAGGAAAUGACUUUCCUUCCCUUUGUUCCCACUUUCUCCGCUUACCCAACUGGAUCUCUGAUUCUCCCUGGGUGGGGUGAGGGUGGGGGUGCCUUGGGCAAGGCUGGCUGCCCGAUGGGGAGCUUAUACACACCCCAUCCAGGGUGACUAGGGCAGAGUGACAGAGAGAGAAGCUGAGGCUCCCUUUCCUGGUGGGACGUGACAGGGCUUUGAUACCCCCCAGCUCAGGCCCUUCCCCUGGGGCCUGAGGUCCCUGCAGUAACCGCUUGGGAGAGAGGGGGGUGCUGCCCAGCUGCGAACAUCUGGCCUCAGUGCUGAACAUUUUCCCAGAAACCGGGCAGAUCUGACUUCCCGGAGGAGUGUCAUAGGGUCAGGGCUGGGGGUGGGGGUAUCUGGGACCAGCCCAGAAUGCAGUGACCACAGGAUACCCCGGCUAGAUUGGGCCAUUCCUGGUGAGAACAGGCCUGGGAAUCUUGGGGAGCCUUGUGCUGUCAAAGGAAGAAAAGGUGUGUCGUCUAAGGUCCGAGGACACCCUGGACUUCCCGUUAGAAUUCGGAGUCUGUCGUGACGGCCCUGCACUGUGGCCCUCCUUGCAGCUGGGCUGAGAGUCAGGUGAGCACUCGGCCCAGUGCGAGGCACGAAGCAAGUGCCUGAUAUUUCUUCCUUAAAUUUCAGGUGCAAGCCGGGCGCCGAGGCUCACACCUGUAAUCCUAGCUCUCUGGGAGGCUGAAGCGGGUGGAUUGCUCAAGCCCCAGCAGGAGCCUGCGCGAUGGCCACGAAGCCUGAGAAGAGGGUGGCCUCGUCCGUCUUUAUCACCCUGGCGCCGCCGCGCCGGGAUGUGGCCGUGGUGGAGGAGGUGAAGCAAGCGGCUUGUGAGGCCCGGCACGGCCGUGGGGCUCCCGCCCCCAUGAAGGCCCCCGCGGCUGGCUCAGCGGGGAGGCCCAGCCCCUGGACACCCUCAGGCAGGGCUGCAGCCACCGUGCCAGCCGCACCACCCCAGCUCUCCAACGGAGGAUGCUCCCCGCCGCCUCCUCCCCUGGAUGGUGAGGACGCGCUUGCCAACCUGGACCUCCUCCCGCCGCCCCCUCCUGCGUACCUGCCACCUGAUGAGGAGCCCCCUGCCCCCCUGGGGGCGUCGCUCAUUUCGGACUUGGAGCAGCUGCACCUGCCCCCGCCCCCGCCCCCACCACAGGCUCCAGUGGAGCGACCUCCAGUCCAGCCUCAGCCUGGUCCCCUCGGGCCCACGGAGGAGGAGCUGCCACCUCCCCCAGCAGAGCCUGUUGGCUUCCCCGAGAGAGAGACAUCCACAGACAUCUGUGCUUUCUGCCACAAGACGGUGUCCCCCCGAGAGCUGGCCGUGGAGGCCAUGAAGAGGCAGUACCACGCCCAGUGCUUCACGUGCCGCGCCUGCCGCCGCCAGCUGGCCGGGCAGAGCUUCUACCAGAAGGACGGGCGGCCCCUCUGCGAGAGCUGCUACCAGGACACCCUCGAGAAGUGCGGCAAGUGUGGCGAGGUGGUCCGGGAGCACGUCAUCAGGGCCCUGGGCCGGGCGUUCCACCCCCCCUGCUUCACGUGUGUGGCCUGCGCCCGGUGCAUCGGGGACGAGAGCUUCGCCCUGGGCAGCCAGAACGAGGUGUACUGCCUGGACGACUUCUACAGGAAAUUCGCCCCCGUGUGCAGCAUCUGUGAGAAUCCCAUCAUUCCCCGGGACGGGAAAGAUGCCUUCAAAAUCGAGUGCAUGGGAAGAAACUUCCACGAGAAUUGCUACAGGUGUGAGGACUGCAGGAUCCUGCUGUCUGUGGAGCCCACGGACCAAGGCUGCUACCCCCUGAACGACCGUCUCUUCUGCAAGCCGUGCCACGUGAAGCGAAGUGCCGCGGGGUGCUGCUGAGCCCGCCCGCCCGGCACCAGGGCAGUGAGCGGCCCUCUAGCCCCGGCCGGGGCCCUCCCCUGACUUGGUUUCCCUUCCUGACCUGCUCUUGCACACUUUCCUUCUGAGCCUCGGUGGGGACCAGCCUGCAGCUCUGGCCCGCAUGUCUGGGACACGAAGGGAGAGCUGAGCGUCCUCCAGCUCAGGGGGCAGUGGUGGACGGUGACCCCAGACCUUCAGCUCCCCCUCUACCCCCGGGCACCCCAAGGCUCCUAGACCGUGAGGUUCACACCUGGAGUUCCCUGCUGGCCCUGACACAUUUCCAGGGGCGAGUUGGGGCAAGUCUUCGGGUGCUGCCUGGGUCCCCAGCCCUGAAUCUUUAGCUGUCUCACAGGGUGCUGGGACCAGCCGUGGCUUGCGGGGCUGAGCUGUUUGAGGAAAAAUUCCAGGGUCCCUUAAAAAGUGCUUUUUGAAAAUGUUGAAGUUUAAUUGAUGGGAAACAACUCUUUGGAUUGGGGGGAGAAAAAUCUUCAUAGCAAACAUCUCCCCUUGGUUCAUACAUGUAUAAGAAUGUAACCUAGUGGUGGCAUAGCCGUGGACUUCCUGUCUCUGGCGUGUGUCAUGUUGAGGUGGGGCUGGGGCCCUUGUGAAGAGGGUGGUCCCCAGACACCUGGGGACAUUAGCAGCCCCUUCACCUUGCCUUCUGGCACCUCCUCCUGCGUGCUGCCUUGAGUCAGCGGGCACAGAUUGAGUGCCUGUUGUAUGCUGGGGAACAGGGUGCAGAGGUUGAGUGUCUUACACACACACACAUACCCUCUCUCUGUCUUCUCCAGGACAGUGCCAGGGCAGGUGUCCCUCAGCACUCCACUUGUGCCCCCCACGUCCCACUAGGGCCCUCCAGUGGGCUGCCCUGUAACCACUGCCUGCACAAGGCCACACCUAGGAGAUCCUUCUCCCUCUGAAGGAGGACCACUUCUGUUGCUUCGUCGCCUUGAGACGAUUAUAGGUCACCUUGAGACGACUGUAGGGCAUGGACAGGUUAAACAAGACGCGCUUUCCUCCCUGGGGUCUGCAUGACGUGCCACACGCCACAGGUUCCGAGCGCUGGGCCAGUUUCUGUGCAGAACCCUUCGGGGCUUCGGCCCAGAGCACAGCUUCUUGCCCUGAGCUUAGAGCAGCAAGUCCCGAGCCAGCAUUCCUGGAGCACGGCCACGAUUUCCAUCAUAACCAAGGACUUUCUGUUCUGUUAUUUCAUUUACGUUGAUGUACUGUGUUUUCCCCUCACUUCCAACUUCGGUCUUGUGCUGAGCCUCGUAUCCAGGCGGCCACACGCUGAUGUACCAGUUAGGUUUUUUCUUCUCUCACAUGAAAAUAAAUGCGUAACUAUUAGAGACA